GCCUACACCCACGAUAAGACGGCCGAACUUUGCGAUCUGAAGGACCGCAGCCUGGUGCGCGACUCGAUUGCGUACCCGCGAGCCGACGCCUGGGUCGCUGCAAGUGCGGCGGAGAAAGAGGAGUACAAGCGGAAAAAGCUGGAAUGUAGGAAAAAAGUUGCAGCGUGCGGGGACGGGAAGUAUCUGCUAGACUCCGCGACCAAGUAUGGCGACACCGUGUCCUCUGGCUUCUGCAAGACCUACACGCCAGUCGUCGGCACGGCGCGCACCAAGCACUACCCGUGCAGCGCCUCCUGCGCCCCGGGCGGUUUGGUGAAGGAAACGCGGCACGUCCGCGUCUUCCCGAAAAACGGCGGCCAUGAGUGUCCAACCGAACUGGAGCGCUUCCGGCCGUGCAACACGCACGUGCCGUGUCCCCCGGUUCUCGCAAGUCAUCUACAAGCUGAAACUGCUCCUGGCACAACGACUUUAUUCGGCAGCUCGGUGGACGACUCUGCGUCGCAAAAUGAAGCCCAAACUGGUCCGUACGACGGGGCGGACUGGGGGCCCGUGAGCGCCGACGCCGUUGCGCCAGCUGGCCAGCAGCAGGAAAGCACGGCCCCGGCCUCUUCCAAACAGAACAACAGGGAUUCCGCACCAAUCCCGCCACUCACACGACAGGGGAUUUAUUCUUACGGCUCGGUGUUCGGCGAUUCCGAUGGAUUGCUUAAGCUGGGCGUGGAGCUCGCGGCCAGGUCCCCGCGGUACCGCGCCGACGAAGCUGUUGUGGAGGUGAAGCUGGUCCCGCAACUAGACCUCUUGACGCGAAAGAAAGACGCACCUGAUACCGGAAUGGCGCGGCCACAACUGAAUGACUUGAAAGUGGACACGCUCAAAUUCCUAACUUUUGACGUGCACGAACAGUUCCCGGCGGAGCACGCUAAUAGAAAACUGAUGGAACAGCAGGAGCGCCACGCGGGGAAGGAAGGCCACGAAUUUUACGUGCGGAAAAAAGCAGAAAACGAACUACACCAUCAAGGCAGACACACUACAGAUUUCUCUUCCGGUUCAUUCCAAAACAAUAAUGAUAAUCCUUUUCACUUCGAGCACGCAGCUGCACAGAAUGAGUUUUCCCCAUACGCCCCUGGACGAGAUUUUCGUGCGGGCCAGCUGCAAGACGCCGACUACGAUGGCGUCAGGGAUGUGUACGAAGUAUGAACUGCAAAAGUAUCGUACUAGUAGUACUUGCAAUACAAAUUAGCUCAGCAUGACAAAUGGAAUUCGUAAUGCUGUUUUACCUUGGGACGGAGAUUUGUAAUGCAUGAUUGCGAUUAGGAUUACUACGAUUUUUUUGCACAGGAUACGAAGAAAAGCACUACAAAGUCACGGAGGAAACGAACCCGAUGGUAUCAAAUGUAAAAAUGUCUGGGUCUGGAAAAAUGCAAGUUUGUCAUGCUUGUCUGGCAUGACUCUUAAAUCUGUCAUGCACAUUACCAAAGAGCCCCACUUUUAUGUCAAGCAGAAACGAAGUUUGUCAUACAGAAUAGGCAACACCUAGAAGCUCAGAAACUUGUCAUGCUGAGCCAGCAAUUGCGGCCUCCUCAUGAUAUGCCACACAGCAUCACAAAUUUCCAGACCCAGACAUUUUUACAUUUGAUAGAUGGCGGGCGGAUACUAUGCGGGCGACCCCGUCUUGGACAUACGCGUCGUUGUGCCGGAGGGAUACACCUGUGAAGUGGGACGGGCGGAUGCGGACGCAAUGCCGGAUCUGGACGACGAAACGCGGAAGACCACGUUCAAUACUGCAGCUACCACUCCUCCCUCGUCGUCCCUGGCACAGAAGCAGUACGAGAAAAUACAUACCAAACAGCUUCAUGGGGGAAAAGACGACGGCACAACAACUUUUGUUGCUGGAGGCGGGGAGGUUUCUGUAGGAGAAAAAACUCCUGGUCCUGCCGUCAGUACUUUACUUGCGGAGCGGCUGCCGAAGGAGCAUCUUUCGUCCAGGAAAGAUAGCAACCAACAAGAUUAGACCGGCAGACUUUUGAAAACUAAAGAUUGCAUGUAAGAUGUGCUUCGUGCAGCGGAGGAAUACGAAGAGGAGACGAGUGUGCUCCUUUGAUAUGGAGUAUCCUCUAUUGUCGUAGUUUGCGCGGUUCUUUCAUCUGUUUGGCCAGAAAUUAUCCGAAAAUUUGAAUCCGAGGAAAAUCAUGGAAGAAUCAUGUCCCCGAUCUUUACACUCAGUGUCAGUUUCUGUUUCAAAUUGUAUCAUGCAUGCAGAUUACACAAUCUCAUUCUCAUAGGCACAAGUAGCACUCCCUACUUGGAGAAGAAUUUGCGGCCGACCGACGCGGUCUGUUUGGGAGGUCCUGAGCAGCGUAUUUUUGUUGCAACAAGUCUAGGACUCCUCGUCGUCGUCUUCUACGUAUCGUGCUCUAUGGUGAUGGUCGUUAGACGAGUACUCGGGAUAGGUAACCGUAUAUCUACGACACGUUGCUUUUCUGUUGCACAUGUAUGCAGGUUGAACGGUAUCAGUUAUUCAUGGUCUG
Messenger RNA from Amoebophrya sp. A120, 2528 nucleotides. The record is from the annotation of a GenBank genome assembly. NCBI's taxonomy places the organism in Eukaryota, Dinophyceae, Syndiniales, Amoebophryaceae.